GCUACCAUAGCAUUCCGUCACUUGGCAACAACACUCGAGAAGUUUCACGUUAAAGUUAUUCUAACAUCGACAAACGUCGGAAAGAUGCGUCCAAAAUAUUACACACCAAAUGAAGUUGCAGUGCACAACACACUAAAAGAUAUAUGGGUUUCUUUUUUGGGUAAAGUCUACGAUUUAACACCACUAUGUGAGAAAUACGAAGGGAGCACUCUUUUGAAGCCUAUUGUUGCCAGUGCUGGAAAAGACAUCUCUCAUUGGUUUGACAAAAAGACAAAUGAUAUUCGAACACAUGUAGAUCCUACAACACAAUGUGUGUUUCCAUACUCGCCUCAUGGUCGCUUCGUCCACAUCCCACCCCCCUGCCCGCGCACCGACUGGGCCAAUGAUUUCGGCAGACCGUGGUGGAAAGACGAAGGAUACUGUAUUGGGAUCCUAUCCAAGAAGACAAGGAUGGUGAAGAUCAUUAACACUCUGACAUCACAGGAACAGAUUAUUGAGGUUUGCUCUGAAGAAACCAUGGAUGAAAUUUUGCAGAGGUAUCUGAAAUGGAACCAGCAUGCAGCCAGCUACACCUGGAAAUAUGAAGGCCAGAACCUGGACAUGAAUAAAACCCUGGAGGAGAACAGCAUCUCGGACGAAGAUGAAGAAUUCUACAAACUCAGCAUGAACGAUGACGAGUACCUCCGGGCUAUCCACCUGUAUUUCAACGAUGAUCUGACGGAAGCCUGAUGAGGGAGGGCGGUCGGUGUUUGACCUUAUCUUACAUUCAAAGACUCAUGUUGAAUCGUGAAGACACUUUGGAUCGUUGUUCAGCAAUUUAAGAAGAAAGCGGGACCUGUUUCGUAAAGGUUUUCAUCAACCAUGGACAGAUACAUUUCAUCUACAUGUAUCUCACACUCCCUAACCUCUUUCUGAAUGCUUUGCAUGUGUUUUGUCCACCGAAUGUUGACCUCAGAAAUUAGAAGACAAAUUUAACGUUUUCAUGUGUUUUAAGUACCAGGACUUCAACAGCAGUAGAAUAUCUAUACUUUUUUAACAUUAAAUUUUUUUUAUUCUCCAGUUAUCUAUCUUUAGAUAUGUUAUUCAUGUAAAAGUUGUUUCAUAAUCCCUGGUUCUUUUUUUUUAUUGCUGAAUGGAUAUAAAUUCUUCAUACAUGGCAUAUAAUACACCUUUUCCCCAUUCAGAUUCUUCAUCAUAAUGUUGACGCAGUUUUACAGACAAACCCUUUUUAGGCAGUGCAUGUAAAUUAUGGCUAAUUUGAUUUUGCAAUAUUUGCAUUUUAAUGUCUUUUUGUGACAAUCUAACAGGUAGGAUUUGAGACAUAUUACCAAAAUAAAUAUUACUGUAGUAUUGCUGUAAACUGAGCUCAGUAAC
Lytechinus variegatus (green sea urchin) is the source of this 1374-nucleotide messenger RNA. Its product is annotated as cytochrome b5 domain-containing protein 1-like. Lineage: Eukaryota; Metazoa; Echinodermata; Echinoidea; Temnopleuroida; Toxopneustidae. The transcript has 4 exons. Bases 85 to 729 code for a protein of 214 amino acids. The record is from RefSeq and is a predicted model, not a curated record.